Molecule: messenger RNA, 1424 nt
Organism: Puntigrus tetrazona (Sumatra barb)
Lineage: Eukaryota; Metazoa; Chordata; Actinopteri; Cypriniformes; Cyprinidae
Gene: gpx8
Product: glutathione peroxidase 8 (putative)
Exons: 3
Coding region: 361-993 (210 amino acids)
Biological process (GO): response to oxidative stress
Molecular function (GO): glutathione peroxidase activity
Source: RefSeq, a predicted model, not a curated record
UUUUAGUCUACGAAUGGCAAAGUUUUGAUAUGUAACAAACCCCACACCGCUAAGCAUUAUAUAUAUAUAUAUAUGUUACCGCUUUUCCUCAUUUUGUGUAAUUUAGAUGGAAAAAAUUGCCAAAUAAAUUGCGAAAAUAGCUAAAUUUGUUUCUAGAUGGUAGAGUAGCGUGAAAAGUCGCUCAAUUUAGCAAAAAAAAAAAAGUACUAAGUUUGCAGCGCUGGAUGAAAGUACAUUUAAAGGGUACGAACUGACAGCCUUCUCAACCAAUCAGAUUAGCCUUCAGGCACGCCCCCGCACUUUAACACGCCCCAUUUCUGAGCUUUUCCCCCGGAUUGCUCCACAGAUUCAUCCUCCGCCAUGGAGGCUCUGGGGGGAUACCCCACCAAAUCAUCCGCUUCCAGAGCAGGCCUGAUCAAGGUGUUGUUGAGCGCGGCUCUGUGCAUGGGCUCGCUGUACCUACUGCAGAGUAAGAUAUCAAAGUCGCGGAAAGCCAAAGAUUUCUACUCGUAUGAAGUGAAGGACGCGCGAGGCAGGACCGUCUCCCUGGAGAAAUACCGAGGGAAAGCGUCUCUGGUUGUAAACGUGGCGAGCGGGAGCGAGUUAACGGAGCAGAAUUACCGAGCUCUUCAGGAGCUCCACCGGGAGCUCGGCACGUCUCAUUUCAACGUGCUCGCCUUCCCCUGCUCGCAGUACGGCGACACGGAGUCGGGCACCAGCCGAGAAAUAGAGGCUUUGGCCAAAUCCAACUACGGCGUGACGUUCCCCAUCUUCGGCAAGAUCAAAAUAAUGGGCUCCGAGGCGGAGCCCGCCUUCAGGUUCAUCACGGACUCGGUACAGAAAGUCCCAAAAUGGAACUUCUGGAAGUUUCUUGUGAGUCCGGAGGGCCAGGUGGUGCGCUUCUGGAAGCCGGAGGAGCCCGUAGAUGACAUCCGGAAGGAGGCCACAGCGCUCGUGAGGAACAUCAUACUGAAGAAGAGACAGGAACUGUGACGCGCACGGGCGCGCGCGCUCCUCCGGAGCCUGCACCGCUGUGCGCGUUUAAGUGCGCGUCGGUCCCGCGCGUCGCUUUGGUAAAUGUGAAUGAAACUGGACACAAGAUUUGUCAGCGAGGCGUGUCUUUGUGUGCUUGUAUGUAUGUGUCAAUGUUAAUAAUUUGUGAAAAACAAAAUGCCUUUUAAAAUGUAUUUUUACGAUCAAGCUGGAAUAUUUAAAGAUGCAUCCAUGCAAAUGUUUCGAGCCAUUUUUCUGGCAUGUGACAAGAACACCACGGAAGCAAUCAAGUUCAUAUUGUUGCUUUUUUGGGGGGGGUUAAACAAAGCAUUGCAGAUGAAUGCAAGUAACGUUUACCAAAGAUUUAAUUCAGAUUCGUUUUCUGCCAUUGUCUCUGGUUAUAAAACUGUAAUAAAAAGUCAUCAACAGUG